Molecule: messenger RNA, 747 nt
Organism: Olea europaea var. sylvestris
Lineage: Eukaryota; Viridiplantae; Streptophyta; Magnoliopsida; Lamiales; Oleaceae
Product: auxin-responsive protein IAA31-like
Exons: 3
Coding region: 115-618 (167 amino acids)
Biological process (GO): regulation of DNA-templated transcription
Cellular component (GO): nucleus
Molecular function (GO): protein binding
Source: RefSeq, a predicted model, not a curated record
UGCCGGCUAGGGAGGAUACAAGUGAGGGCGACUAAGGUUGUCCAAAGUCAUGCACCCCACCCCACACCACCAAAUUCCUACCAUACUUUUUUUUUCAAUUUCUUGCUUCUGUCUAUGGCUACCUGCCUCUUUCUUUCCAUUCAUUUCAGCUCUACAAGUUCGUUCUUAGGAAGAAGAACGAUGACAGCAAGAGAUUCGCCCUCCUCGUCCAUCGAAAGUAGCAGCGCCGUGCGCCCAUUUCUCUCGGCCAAACCUGAUCUCAACAUCGGCCUCAACAUCUCCACUAUUCCAGAUGAUAUAGACAUGAAUUUACAGGGACGUCCAACGAGUCUGUUCGUCAAAGUUUACAUGGAAGGCAUCCCAAUUGGCAGAAAACUCGACCUAAUAGCUCAUUAUGGUUAUCAUGAUUUGAUCAAGACUCUCCAUCUCAUGUUCAACUGCGACGCUGACAUUCUAUGGGCUGGAAGAGACGAAGAGGAUUCGAACUGGGAGAAAUGUCGAAGGUACGUCUUAACAUAUCAAGAUCAGGAAGGAGAUUGGUUGAUGGUUGGCGAUGUGCCAUGGGAGAUGUUCCUCAGUGCUGUCAAGAGAUUGAAAAUUACUCAAAUAGACAGAUGACUCGUCUCGAUAGCAAGCAAGCAGCCAGCCAGCAUAACAAGUUUUGCUCUUAAGUACUUAAUAUGUAUGUAAACAAACAGGCAACAGCGGUACAAGACUUCUCUUCUAGGGUUCUUCUUCCCUUUUUUU